This is a messenger RNA of Penicillium robsamsonii, 3726 nucleotides long. RefSeq names its product Alpha/beta hydrolase fold-3. The transcript is spliced from 8 exons. Gene Ontology annotation, molecular function: calcium-dependent cysteine-type endopeptidase activity. The record is from RefSeq and is a predicted model, not a curated record. Gene Ontology annotation, biological process: proteolysis. NCBI's taxonomy places the organism in Eukaryota, Fungi, Ascomycota, Eurotiomycetes, Eurotiales, Aspergillaceae. Gene Ontology annotation, cellular component: cytoplasm. Bases 1 to 3726 code for a protein of 1241 amino acids.
AUGGAGUUCGACGACGAGAUGGGUUAUGCUGAAUCCGUCAAGCAGUUCUGGGAACAAUUUAACACCAAGUAUCCGGGCAAAGUAUACACGGUGCUGCCGGACAAUCCGUACGCACGGACUCGGGCCAAGCGUGUACCCAGCGGCCGUAUCCAGGGCCACGAGGCCGUCAAAUCGUACGAGCAAGCGCGCCAGGAAUGUCAAAAGUCCGUCGAUCGUAUUGUCAAGGAAUGCGAGCGUGUGAAUCAGAAAUAUACGGACCCCCACUUCGACAUCGAGCUAGAUCUAAAGUCUGGCCGGAGGCACUAUCUCGAUGGAUUGGAUAAACCGAAUACGUUUAUGAGACCCCGAGGCGUGAAGAGAGUGACUGAAAUUUUUGAGAAUCCGCAGUUCUUCGUUGAUGGGCCUACCGCGUCAGAUGUGCGGCAGGGCUAUGAUGGCGAUUGUUGGCUUAUGGCUGCACUUUGUACCAUGGGAAAUAAGGAGGAGCUUAUCCGGAAAAUUUGUGUUGCUCGCAAUGAAGAUGCUGGGAUUUACGGAUUUGUUUUCCAUCGCGACGGCGAGUGGCAGCAGUGCAUUGUAGAUGACAAGCUAUAUCUCCGCGCUGCUGACUAUGAUGAGUCUGUGGAUGAGCGACCCCUUUGGGACGACAUAACCCGAACUGAUACGGAGGAAGAGUACCGGCGAGUGUGGCAGACGGGCUCGCGGGCCCUGUACUUUGCUCAGUGUGUCGAUGACAACGAGACCUGGCUUCCUCUUCUGGAGAAAGCCUUUGCGAAGGCCCACGGAGACUAUUCCGCGAUCGAGGGCGGAUUUGUUGGUGAAGCUCUUGAGGAUCUCACCGGAGGCGUCACAUCGGAGGUCUUGUCUAGCAAUAUCCUGAACAAGGACCGCUUUUGGACCGAGGAACUCAUGAAGGUCAACCAGGAAUUCUUGUUUGGUUGCGGGACGGGCAUGUUUUCAAACUGGUUAGAUCCCAAGUACCAGGGUCCACCUAGGGAUCGAAAGGGUAUCGCUGAGGGCCACUCCUAUUCCAUCAUGGAAGCCCGGGAGAUUGACGGACAUCGUCUUCUGCGACUGAGAAACCCAUGGGGUCGCAAAGAAUGGCACGGUGCCUGGGGUGAUGGAUCCAAAGAAUGGACGCCUGAGUGGAUGAAAGUUCUUGGCCAUCAAUUUGGCAACGAUGGUUUUUUCUGGAUCUCUUAUAAAGACCUCCUCAGGAAAUACCAGCACUUAGACCGGACUCGCCUUUUUGGGCUCGAAUGGACCAUUACCCAGCAAUGGACUACAUUGAAUGUUCCCUGGUCCGCUGAUUACCACGGCACCAAAUUCAUGAUGGAUGUGACCAAGAGUGGUCCGGUAGUCAUUGUCCUAUCGCAGCUUGAUACGCGUUAUUUCAAAGGACUAGCUGGCGAGUACAGCUUCGUGCUCAAGUUCCGCCUGCAAAAGAAGGGAGAAGAAGAUUAUCUCGUCCGCAGCCAUAGCAGCCACUUCAUGGGCCGAUCUGUCAAUGCCGAGAUUAAUCUUGACCCAGGUCACUAUCACGUCCUGAUGAAAAUCACGGCCUUCCGUCACGAAGGCGUAGACUCGACCGAGGAAAUUGUCCGCCAGGUUGCCUCGACCAGAAGAGAGAAACUGGUGCAAGUCGGCCUUUCAUAUGACCUCGCGCAUGCGAAGGGAAUGGUAGGCGAGACAGACGAAGAAAGGGCGCAGCAGGAGCGUUUCAAGGAACUUGAGCGGCGAAAACUUCGCGACGAGGUCAAGAAAAAGAUGCAGAAGAAUUGGAUCCUCAACCAGAAGAUGAAUGCCCGACAAGAGCGCAUGGAAGCAAGGCGCGGGACCCGCACCCCCAGCAGCAGGUCCUACAGUCACAACCACGAACGUGAUUCUAUCCCCAGCCAAAUCUUGACAGGGAAGUCAGUAGAAGAUUCUCCCGUCGAUGCUGCAGACGUCUCAAGUGAAACCGGUGACCACCGUAUCAACGGCUCUGUCCCAAUCAUCCACGUCAACGGCGGCCAGGGCCUGCACGCAAGACAUGCAAGCACUGGCUGGCGACGCGGGGCCGAGUCUCCACGUCCCAGUAUAGACACUCGCUUUGCUAUAGAGUCUCUAGACUCGAAUGACCUUGAGAUACUAGAAGGGUUCGAAUUCGACAGCGAUCUUGAUAUGCCUCCCGACGAGGCGGAUGUGAAGAAUCACCAUCCAUCAACGGAACGUGACGGGCCUCCUGUUGACCCGUGGAAUGCCGUCUGUGUGGUUGGCUUGCGAGUUUACUCCAAGGAUCCGCAGUUGGUUUUGCAAGUUGUGCAUCCUGUGCCAGAGGAUGAUACUGAAGCUCCUCUGGACCGAGACGACCCUGCGGCAAUUACGCGACCGAGCGCGUUGAGCUGGUCUCAGCAGGGGCAGUCUCCAGAAGGCCCAAAUGUAAUCCUCUACCUUCCCCCUGGACCUUUGCUACAGAAGAAUGGCACGAGCGCAUCUCAAAAAUAUGAAAACUCCGAAGUUGGUCACCAAAGGACUGUCGAUACCAACGUUUUGGCCUAUGCAGCAGGUUCACCCCAGCAUGUCCUGGCAUCUACUGCGUCUGCACUGGUAGUCACAGUCAACUACCGCCUCGGGGAGAUACCAACACCUAUUUUCCCGUCUUCAGAUAAAAGCUCUAUCCUACAAGAGCCAAUUGAAGUCCCAGACCAAACCCUGCAACCAAGCAACCCAGUCACCUCUUACAAAUACCCAACCCCAGUCCACGAUACCCUGGCCGGAUUCGACUGGAUCCGAAAUAACCUCCGACCAUCCCAACUAACCAUCUUCGGCACACAUGUCGGAGGCUCCCUAGCUCUCAUGCUAGCUCUAACAGAAGCGCAAUCCAUCCAAGCCGUCGCCGCCGUCGAACCCAUCUGCGACUGGCCCGGCUUAGAUGAGUACUGCACGCGCGAGAGCGCUACCACAAUGCCCAAGAACGAAGCUGGUGACAAUACCACCUCAAUCUCAAUAAUAUCCAAACACAAGCGCCAACCAAGAAAAAAGACCCCAGCACCACCAGACCUACUCCCCCUCCUCGAGGCCCGCUCAAAAUUCUUCUCAACACCAGAGCGCUGCUUCGACUCCUUCGCGUCGCCAAUCCUCUUCCUCCGCUCUGCAGGUCGGGACGUGCCUCGCACGUUCCCACAGUAUCUCACGGGGCCGGAAUACCCCAUCCCCGUGCUAAAGGAGACGCCAAGCACAACAGCCGAGCAAUAUGCUGCGGCGGAAGGGUCAAUCUGUGUGUAUCCCGAUAUAGAUGCGGACAAUGUCGAGGAUAUCAGUGCUACUGUUACGCGGCGUCGGAAGGCGCUUUCGCGCUGGCCGCCGUAUGGACUAGAUUAUGGGCUUAAUGGGGAUACGUGGUCUGAGCCUAAGGAUGGGAUUGGGCGAUUGGAGAUGACCUUGCCUUGGGUUCGGGUUUUGUUGAGAGAGGGUAGUGCUGCUUUGGCUUCUAGUUCUUUGUCUUCUGCGGUGGAGAUGAAGAAGAAGAGUAGAGACGGGGGCUCCGGGUCUACCGUUCUUGCUAGACAGGCUGAUGAGAUGGUUUCUGCUAUGCGGCGGGCUUGCUUUUGGGGGCGGGAGAAGGGGUUUGGGGAGCGAAGGGUUACUUUAGCUCGAGUAAGAAGUAUUGAUGAGAAUGGGGGAGAGGAAGUGGGUGAUUGGUUUAAGGAUGUGUUUCAGGGAACGAUGGAUGAUACAGAUUAA